Molecule: messenger RNA, 1080 nt
Organism: Pistacia vera
Lineage: Eukaryota; Viridiplantae; Streptophyta; Magnoliopsida; Sapindales; Anacardiaceae
Product: rac-like GTP-binding protein ARAC8
Exons: 8
Coding region: 292-927 (211 amino acids)
Biological process (GO): regulation of cell shape; cortical cytoskeleton organization; small GTPase-mediated signal transduction
Cellular component (GO): cell projection; plasma membrane; cytoplasmic vesicle
Molecular function (GO): protein kinase binding; GTP binding; GTPase activity
Source: RefSeq, a predicted model, not a curated record
AAUUCAAAAUGUGCAAUCAUCUAAGCAAUAAAAACCCAAUCUUGAGUCUUGAAACCAAGCCAAAAAAGUGAAGAAAUUUGCUACAGAAAUGGUAAAUGAGUGAGAAUCAUGUGAUCCACCACUAACCAAAGAAGCCAUAAAUUUGUCCACCAACAAACCAUCCUUUUCUUUUGUUUUUGUUUUCUCUUGGGGGGGAAGUUUUUUUAGUGUUUACCAGCACUUUUAACUCUUAAAAGACCUAUCUUUCUUCUCUUGUUUGUUUGUUGUUGGUUUGUUUUGUUUUUGGUUACAAUGGCUUCUAGUGCUUCAAGGUUCAUCAAGUGUGUGACAGUUGGUGAUGGAGCUGUUGGCAAGACUUGCAUGCUUAUUUGCUAUACAAGUAACAAGUUUCCUACUGAUUAUAUACCAACAGUGUUCGAUAACUUCAGUGCAAAUGUGAUAGCUGAAGGCACUACUGUCAACUUAGGCCUCUGGGACACGGCUGGGCAAGAGGAUUACAACAGGUUGAGGCCCUUGAGCUACAGAGGAGCAGAUGUUUUUGUCUUAGCUUUCUCAUUAGUUAGUCGAGCCAGCUAUGAGAAUGUUCUGAAAAAGUGGAUCCCUGAACUUCAGCAUUACUCUCCUGGAGUACCAGUUGUAUUGGUUGGAACCAAAUUGGAUCUUCGUGAGGAUAAACAUUAUUUGGCUGAUCACCCAGGAAUGGUGCCUGUGACCACUGCACAAGGAGAGGAACUCCGUAAACAGAUUGGUGCUUCAUAUUACAUUGAGUGCAGCUCAAAAACUCAGCAGAAUGUGAAGGCAGUGUUUGAUGCUGCAAUCAGGGUAGUUAUCAAACCUCCACAGAAACAAAAGGAGAAGAAGAAAAAGCAACAUCGAGGAUGCCUACUAAAUGUCUUUUGUGGAAGGAACCUUGUGGGUCUGAAAUGAAGAACAUCUUCGUCAGAAUAAUUGUGAAUUGAUUACUAGCCUGUGUCAACAUACCAAUGACCGCCUAGAGAUUCUUCACGCUGUUGGGGUCCUGAGUGUUUGAUUUCCAUGCAGGGAUCCUGUUUGUUUCGUUUCCAUGGAACUUUUUUCUGU